Messenger RNA from Colletotrichum tamarilloi, 1590 nucleotides. RefSeq names its product zinc knuckle. Lineage: Eukaryota; Fungi; Ascomycota; Sordariomycetes; Glomerellales; Glomerellaceae. The transcript has 2 exons. The record is from RefSeq and is a predicted model, not a curated record. The coding region runs from base 1 to 1590 and encodes 529 amino acids. Gene Ontology annotation, molecular function: catalytic activity.
AUGGCGACACUUCUCCGUGACCCGAACAUCGAUAAUUACGACAUCAUUGCUAUUCAGGAGCCCUGGAGGAACCCCUACAGCGCAACGACGCACCAUCCGGCCAAGGAUCGGUUCCACCUGUGCUACCCCCUCGGCGAGGAAAAUGGCCCAGCCAGGGUCUGCUUUUUCAUCAACAAGAAGCUCGACCACUCUCGUUGGCAGUUUAGGGAGGUCAGCAGAGAUCUCUGCACUCUGGUGAUCGCAACAGAUGACGAUACCGAAACAAGCCUAGUGCUACAUAAUGUGUACAACCCGUCACCGCGGGAGGAAGAUCGACAGCCGGUCCUACAGCAGCUACGAACAACACUGGAAACCCACCAGCACGUCGAGCAAAUCGUCGUCGGUGACUUCAACCUACACCAUGAGCUGUGGGGAGGCAGCGAUAUCCGAGCGCCGGACCGCGAAGCAACCGAGCUCUUAGAUCUAAUGGACGACAUGAACCUCACGAGUCAACUGAGAGCGGGAACCAUUACGUACGAAGAAGGAGACCGCCGGACAACCAUCGACCUCUGUCUUGUUACUGUAGGUCUUGUUGACCGAAUGAUCAGAUGCGAAGUAGAUCACAACAUCAACCAUGACUCCGAUCAUCUACCCAUAGCAACGUCGCUGCACCUAGCAGUGACCGAGCUACAGCGAGAGGAGAAACGAAAGUGGGAAGCUAUUGAUAAGGAAAAGUUUAUCGAGACUCUCCGUGGAUCGCUGCCGCAGCUACGAAGGCCAAGAACGAAGGCGGCGCUCGACAGAUAUGUAGAGACAACCAUGGACGCCCUCUCAGCCGCUAUCAAAGCCGCGGUCCCGACCAGCACCCUCUCACCAAAGUCCAGGAGAGGCUGGGAUGAGCAGUGCGCAGCCAUCCUGGCCGAGACGAAGCGACUCCGCCGCGACCACAGCGAGCGACAGACAGAGGAGAGCUGGGAGGCAUACAGAACAGCACGCAACAGGAAAGGACGCAUCAUCAAGAAAGCUCUCCAACAAGCACACCGCGAAGCAGUCGAGACAGCGGCCGAGUCACCUAGAUCGCUGUGGAAGAUCGCCAAAUGGGCCCGGAAUAGACAAAGCCAGCCGCCUACCGUUACGCCGGAAAUCAAGAAACCCAACGCGUCUCAGGUCGCCACAACGCCUGAGGAGAAAGCAGCACUCUUCAAGGAGACCUUCUUCCCCCCUCCGCCAGAGGCAAACCUCGAAGACAUCGACAACGCAUCGUACAACAAUCCGAUAGGCCUGCCGCCAGUAUCGGAAAGCGAAGUAGAAGACGCCAUCCAGGAAGCAGCACCGCUGAAGGCCCCGGGCCCCGACGGCAUCACGAACCUGGCACUUCAAGUGGCGAGACCUUGGAUCACGCCACAUCUCGUCCGCAUAUUCAACCAGAGCCUCCGACUAGGAUAUUGUCCACAACACUUCAGAAAGUCCACCACGGUGGUGCUCAGGAAGCCAGGCAAAGACAACUACACAGUGCCCAAAGCAUACAGGCCGAUAGCCCUCCUCAACACGCCACAUGGGCGGGAGAAGACGUCGGUCGACGGAACACGCACUGCACCAAAUCGUGGAUAG